Molecule: messenger RNA, 1294 nt
Organism: Thunnus maccoyii (southern bluefin tuna)
Lineage: Eukaryota; Metazoa; Chordata; Actinopteri; Scombriformes; Scombridae
Product: sialic acid-binding Ig-like lectin 15
Exons: 9
Coding region: 12-1037 (341 amino acids)
Biological process (GO): regulation of bone resorption; regulation of actin cytoskeleton organization; regulation of osteoclast development
Cellular component (GO): plasma membrane
Source: RefSeq, a predicted model, not a curated record
UCAGCUGGAGGAUGUCUCAGUUUUUCCUUCUUAUUGUGUCUGUGAUCAUCACAGGUUCUCUCUCAGUCGCCUGGGACAUGGUCGUCUCUCCGAAGGUCAACGUGUCGAGAGGAGAAGACGCCGUCCUCGGCUGCUCCUUCACUCAUCCCAGACAGCAGGACUACUCAGGGACCAUCACAGUUAAAUGGUUGGCCAGAGAGUCAGGCGGUCAGCCAUUUUUCCAAUGUUCACUUAAAAACAACUCCAUGGAAGGACUCGGAAACUGUUCAGGGUCAGGGCUAAGAUUUCACCUGGAUGGAGACCCUCGGCAAGGGGCGCUGUCGCUCCUCAUCCGGACGGUGCAGCUGACCGAUAACGGUGCUUAUUACUGCCGAGUGGAGCUGGACAAGUGGUGGGAGGCUUUCCAAAAACUGACACAUCUGACCGUUACAGCGAAGCCGCAGAUCCUGAGCCUCUCUGUGAUGGAGGACGGCGCCACCCGCAGGCUGCGGUGUGAGGUGGAGGGCCACCCGACCCCCAGCAUCACCUGGCUGUCAGCCUCCACACCUCUGCCAGAAGAUCAGGUCCAGACCUCUGAGUCCGGCCAGUACCGGCUGAUGAGCUCCGUCCCGUACCCGGAGGAGGAUCAGCGGGUGAUCACCUGCAGGGCGGAGAGUGCGCUGGGCGUGGCGGAGCGGCGGUUUCCACACAGUAACACUCUGCUGAUAAGUCUGACUGUCUGUAGCCUCGUCGUGCUGCUGCUGCUGCUGCUGACAGGAUUCAUCAUUUACCGCCUGAAACACAGAGGAGGAAACCUGCUCAAAGAGGAAACAUGUGCUGGAGCCUCAGAUGUUUCUCCUGUUUAUGAAAACAUUGAAGUAGUUGUUCCUGAAGUGGAGAAUCAUCGACCAGCAGAUGGCGACGUUGAGUCUCAGCCUGUUUACUGCGACGUCACGCUGCAUUGCUCCACUUCCUCUCAACAUGCCAGUUUUAAAAGCUCCACACGGUCUCAUGAGGAUAAAGACGUCAUCUACUCUCCUGUGAACGUCCAGCAGUGAGCGAGGAACAACAGAGAAUAUUUCAACAUCAACGUCUGCAGGACUUUUCAUGUUAUUAUAGUUUUCAUAUGAAAGCAGCUUUUAUAGAUACGGAUUGUUUGUUUUUGUUUUUUUUUUGCUGUUUUGUUGGAAAAAUGACUCACUUGAUGGACUUCCUGUUAUAAUAUCAGAUAGGAACAGGAAGCCUUCAAGGACAGUUUUAUAUAUGUAGUUUGUAUUUUUUAUGUAAAAUAAAUAAAAGUAUAUUAUACACUGAU